UAAUUCAAGGCAAGAAAGCCACUUCUUUGUUGGGCAAUAGAAAUGAAUGGCGAAGGAGAGAGUGCGAGAGGUAGAGAGAAAGGAGAGAGAGAGAUGGGAACUCCUCCUACCAAAUUAUUCAGACUGGGCAGGCUUUGCUCUCUUCACAAAUAGGACACGGUGCUCAAAUGCAGGCAGUUCCAAUCUGACCUCCAAACACCAAGGAGCCCUGACUGGGAACUUUGGAAGUGGAAAAAAAGAGAAAGAAACAAUCCGAAGCUUGUGUCAUUAUUUUUGACCACACUGCAGCCACCCCCUCCCCCGUUUUCCCUUCACCCACUUGGACUAUAUAUAUUUUUUUUAAUCUGGAGGAGACAUUCUGGAAAGACGGAACAAGCUGCAUUAUCAACACUUCUCGUCGUCCCACCCAUGCUGCUGCUGCUGCUGUAGUUUUCCCAGUUUUUUUUUUUUUUUUUUUUUUGUCUUCUCUGCUUCCAAUAUAGUUGCCUUUGCACGCAGGAGGUGAUCUGACUCGUUGCAUUUUGGAUGCGCUGAGCCGAGCCAGCAGCACACCAGUCCGCGUCCACGGUAUAUGGAAGUGGUGGGCGGCAAGGCAGAAGCAGCCGCUCGCACGUUGCGCCCAGGACCGGGAGCCAUGCUUUUCCACGGGAUCUCCGGGGACCACAUCCAAGGUAUCAUGGAGGAGAUGGAGAGAAGGUCCAAAUCGGAGUCUCGCCUGGCCAAGAGCAUGCAGAUCAACGGCAGAGAAACGACCAUGCCCUCCAUGAGCCCGGAAAAACCUGCCCUAUGCGCCGGCUGCGGGGGCAAAAUUUCGGACAGAUACUACCUCCUGGCCGUCGACAAGCAGUGGCACCUGCGCUGUCUCAAAUGCUGUGAAUGUAAACUAGCGCUAGAAUCGGAGCUAACGUGUUUUGCCAAGGAUGGCAGCAUCUACUGCAAAGAGGAUUACUACAGGUUCUCGGUGCAGAGGUGCGCGCGCUGCCACCUGGGCAUUUCCGCCUCGGAGAUGGUGAUGCGCGCGCGAGACUCCGUGUACCACCUCAGCUGCUUCACAUGCACCUCGUGCAACAAGACCCUCACCACCGGCGAUCAUUUCGGCAUGAAGGACAGCCUCGUCUACUGCCGCCUUCACUUCGAGAGCUUGGUGCAGGGCGCCGACUACCACCCACAGCUCAACUUCGCAGAGCUGGCUGCCAAGGGCGGCGGCCUCGGCCUCCCCUACUUCAACGGCACCGGCGCUGCUCAGAAGGGACGACCAAGGAAGCGAAAGAGCCCGGCCAUGGGCUUGGAUUUACCCACCUAUAACACAGGCUGCAAUGAGAACGACGCGGACCACUUGGACCGGGAUCAGCAGGCCUACGCGCCGACGCAGAAGACCAAACGCAUGCGUACCUCCUUCAAGCACCACCAGCUGCGGACAAUGAAAUCCUACUUUGCCAUCAACCACAACCCGGACGCCAAGGACCUCAAGCAGCUGGCCCAGAAGACGGGCCUGACCAAAAGAGUUCUGCAGGUUUGGUUCCAAAACGCGAGAGCCAAAUUCAGAAGGAACGUUUUACGACAGGAGAACGGAGGUGUUGAUAAGGCUGAUGGCACCUCGCUCCCUCCGCCCUCGUCCGACAGUGGGGCCCUGACCCCCCCCUCCAGCGCAGCCACGCUAACAGACCUGACAAACCCCUCAAUUACUGUAGUGACGUCCGUCACCUCUAGUUUGGACAGCCACGAUUCGGGGAGCCCUUCACAAACUACCUUGACGAACCUUUUCUAACAAACUAGCAGACUGCUUUUUUCCCCCCCUAAAUCAUUAUUUUCUCAGUUUUUUUUUUUUUCCCUUUUCACACUUUUUUUAAAUUGACCUUUAAAUCAAGCAGAGAUGGCUUCUCUGAAGAAAGUGUGCAGGAGCAAGAAGAGCAGUGGCCACAUCAAAUUAUUUUCAAAUCAAUGUGUAGCAUUUGACACCUCAUGGCAGUGACUGACUUUGGAGAAUCAUCGAGAAAAACAAUAGCUAAAAGCCUGGAACGUAAUUAACUCUUCAUUUGUACAUUUGUGUUGAAUUAUGACAAAUUGAGCCCUUCUUAAUUGUAUGCUUCCCGUUCAAUUGCUGUUUCUGUUGUGAAAUCAUUCGGGAAGCAAACUUGUAGAAUGUUCUGUAUAUGGGUAAACAUCCAGAAAACAGUCUUUGAAUUCUCUUUUUGAAUGUCUACCGUCUGUAUGGCAGUUGAAUAAGACUUAAGGAUUCACGCCGGGAACCCCGACAUUUUUUCGAGAACAACAGUGGUAACAAUAAUGCAAUCGUCUAAAUGUUGGAAAGCAAAUUUGGAUUAGAGAACAGUUUUCUGGCCUCAGUUGGAAUCAACCGCCACUUCAUGUUAGCGCGCUGUAAUAAUUGCAGUAAAAUUGAUCCCAGCAAACGCAUCCGCAGAUGGAGUCAAUUGCACAAAGCCCUCCGUAAAAAGUGCAUUAUUGUUUUAUCAUGUUGCUCAGGGUGAUGAUUUUGUUUCUUUGUUUUUUUUAACAGGAAAGGGAGUGUAGUAUAAUGUUGAAGACUGGAUUAGUAGAGCUGGCGUUUGGGGGUAAUUGACCUUAGAUAGGUGGAAUCAGUCCAUUAUUUUCUCCUGACUUUGACUUUCUCUAAUGCCACUUUGCCACUGAUCAGACCAAAAAACAAAGCGUGUUUCUUCUGGCUGAAAGGUAGUAACGGGGAGAUAGAGAGAAAGAAAGAGGAGCAGCAGACACGUUUUCAUUGUACGUGUCCUAAUUUGUUCUAUCGUAGAACAAAGUGGUACUCCAAGUCUACUUGAUGAAGUAGAUGCCUAACUCAGUUCUACUCAAUGUGCCUUAUGCGAUAACUUGGGAGAAAAGGUUGUGAAAUUCAGGAUUCUCUGUGUUCUUUGUUAACUGACUCACACCCUUUGGACGCCUCACUAGUUUUGUACUGUUUUGCAUCUUAUUUUCAAAGAUCUUUUUAUGGUGUAUCCUGUUUUGGAAAAAGAAAAAAGAAGAAGGGGGAGGGGCAGCGAUGUCAUAGAAAGCAUUUGUGCACUCUUUCAGAUAUAGUUCCAAGAACCUUAUAUAUUGAUCUUCGUGUUAAUAGUUGAGUACAGUAAGUGUUCUAUCAAGAUUGUCCAUGUUUUCCUGUUUCUUGAUAAAGAUGGUGUAUAGAAACUAUUUCCCCUUAAAUAUUUAUGGACCAAACGGUUGUUAUAUAUCUUAUUGAAUUUGUGUGAAUAAAAACAAUACUUUGCUUUAAAUGGCUUUUAAUUUUUCAUUGCACUUGCCAUUUUUGUGUUGGCUCUCGAGUACAGUUUUUUUUGUUUGUUUGUCACAUCAACAGCCGAGAGAGUCGUUGACUUACCGUCGUUCCUCAUUUUUGCUUCCAUUUUAAGUUUUAUUUCCUCUUUUAUGAUGUCUAUGGUUUUUGACGUAAUGCCCCACAGAUUUGCAUCCAAACCCUGCAGUCCAAAAAUUUGAAAUUUGCUUUUUAAUGCAUGAUCAUGGCUGUAGAAUUUGAAUCAACAGAAUGCUGCAAAGCGCAUAUUUACAUAUGUAUAACAUGGUAAACCUAAAAUGAAAUCAAAAUCAAUGCAGACCCCGUAAAGCCAGGUUGCUCUGUAGUUAAUAUAUUCUUACUCUAU
Messenger RNA from Corythoichthys intestinalis (scribbled pipefish), 3635 nucleotides. RefSeq names its product LIM homeobox 9 (gene lhx9). Gene Ontology annotation, cellular component: nucleus. The record is from RefSeq and is a predicted model, not a curated record. The transcript is spliced from 5 exons. Bases 572 to 1768 code for a protein of 398 amino acids. Gene Ontology annotation, biological process: neuron differentiation; regulation of transcription by RNA polymerase II. Gene Ontology annotation, molecular function: RNA polymerase II transcription regulatory region sequence-specific DNA binding; DNA-binding transcription factor activity, RNA polymerase II-specific. Lineage: Eukaryota; Metazoa; Chordata; Actinopteri; Syngnathiformes; Syngnathidae.